This is a messenger RNA of Episyrphus balteatus (marmalade hoverfly), 2669 nucleotides long. Its product is annotated as lipase 3-like. Gene Ontology annotation, molecular function: hydrolase activity, acting on ester bonds. Lineage: Eukaryota; Metazoa; Arthropoda; Insecta; Diptera; Syrphidae. The record is from RefSeq and is a predicted model, not a curated record. Bases 1406 to 2623 code for a protein of 405 amino acids. Gene Ontology annotation, biological process: lipid metabolic process. The transcript has 5 exons.
AAUAGCCAAGGAACAAGGUUAUUCAUUUGAAAAUUAUACCAUUCAAACCGAAGAUGGUUAUCUCUUAGGAGUAGAAAGAAUUCCCUGCUCCAAAUCGAAUGAUGGAAAAGCAUGUCCAAUUGUUGUUCUAGCGCAUGGUUUGUCUGGUUCAUCUGUUGACUUUGUCAUACUCCGUAAUGAAUCCUUGGGUUUAAAUCUCUCCGAUCUUGGUUUCGAUGUAUGGUUCCUCAACUUCCGUGGUAACUUUAACUCUCGCAAACAUGUCAAACUUAACCCGGAUGUCCUUGUUGGAAAAUUCUGGGACUUUUCAUUCCCCGAAUUGGGUACCAAAGAUCUUCCAGCCGUAAUUGAUUUCAUUCGCAAUGAAACUGGACAAGAUGAAAUCCAAUUCAUUGGCAACUCUCAAGCAGCAGCAGCUUUAUUUGUCUUGUGUAUUGAAAAAGAAGAAUAUCAAAAAUACAUUAAGUCUGCACAUUUGAUGUCACCGGUAGUAUAUGUUAACAAAUUAGACAGUGUAACCCUUAAAGUUGGAAGUAAGGCUAUAGCGCUAAUACAGCCAUUACCAUCUCUUGCUGCAAAUACUGAAUUUAGACCAAAUGGAACGAUCACAAAAUUAGUUGGUAAUGCAUUUUGUAAUGAUGAACCUCGUAUAUUGUGUUCGGAUAUACUUUUCGUAUUAGCUGGAUUUAAUAAUAUCACCGUAGAACCUUCUAUUUUAGGCGAUGUACUUGGCACAACUCCGGCUGGUCUUUCAACCAAGUGUUUGUUGCACUAUUUCCAAUUACAUGAUAGCAAAAAAUUCUGCCAAUACGAUUAUGGUUUGGUAGGAAACUUAAGAAGAUACAAUAGCAGAAAUCCACCAGAAUAUGAUCUUAGCAAGAUCAAUAUACCUGUGUUUUUGUAUUCCCCCGAAUUCGGUAAAAUUAUUCAUACAGAGGAUGAUGAGAGAAUGGCUAAAGAACUUCCAAAUGUGAAACGAGUAUAUAACAUGAAGAACAACUCUACACUCCUGUCUCCAAUAUAUUCACCAUUUGCCAAAAGCGAUCUGUAUGAUAUUCUUUUGGAAGAUGUUACGUCAGUUGAGUGAAAAAGGAAAGCACAUUUAUUUUUUGAUUUUCAAAAUGAAAUAAAUGUUAAAUUCAUUGCUAAAUCUCUCAAAACAAAUAAAGCAUUAAAAAAAUAAUAGUUUUUACUUUUUUCACUUUCAACUCUAAACCAUUGUUGCCCAUUUUGACGUGAUAAAGACUUAUAAAUCGAUGAACCAUGGCAGCAUCCAUGAAAAAUUGACGCCAUUUUCUCCCGUUCCACUUGAAAUUUUUAGCAGCUCGGCUAAAAAUUAACUAUUGGAGAUACAAAAAUUUUCUAUAGCUUAUUUGAAUUAUAAUGAUAAAAAGGUGUUACCUACAUGUAUAAAAGACUUCUCAGUCUAAUGAUUGCCAGACAAACCGCACUUUGCAAAAUGAACGCUUGUCUAGUUUUGGGUCUAUUUGCCUUGAUUGGGACAGGUUUUGCAGCUGACAGAAUCACAACGGAAAAGAUAGCCAAGGAACUAGAUUAUCCCUAUGAACAUUAUACCGUUCAAACAGAAGAUGGUUAUCUCUUAGGAAUUGACAGAAUUCCCUGCUCCCAAUCGAAUGACGAAAAACCAUGCCCAAUUGCUUUACUGGCGCAUGGUAUUUCUGGUUCUUCUAUUGAUUUUUUGUUGCUUCGAAAUGAAUCCUUGGGUUUUCUUCUUGCUAACGCUGGUUACGAUGUUUGGGCUAUCAACUUCCGUGGUAACGUAAACUCCCGCAAACAUGUCAACCUCAAUCCAGAUGCCCUUAUUGGAGAUUUUUGGGAUUUCACAUUUCACGAAAUGGGUACCAAAGAUCUUCCAGCAACAAUUGAUUUCAUUCGUAAUAAAACUGGACAAGAUGAGUUUCGUUUCUUUGGCAACUCAGAAGGAGCAACAGCUUUCUUUGUGAUGUGUUCUUUGAAAGAAGAGUAUCAAAAAUAUAUAAAGUCGGCCCAUUUGAUGACACCGGUAGCAUAUCUUGAAGAUUUGAGCAGUGUUUACCUUGAAGUUGCAAGUAAGGCUAUAAAACUUUUAAACCCAUUGGCAACUGUUACUGGAAAUAUGGAAUUUAGACCAAAUGGAACGAUCACAAAAUUAGCUGGUGCUGCAUUUUGUAAUGACGAACCUCGUAUAUUGUGUUCGGAUAUACUUUUUGUAUUGGCUGGAUUUAAUAAUGUUACCGUAGAACCUUCUAUUUUAUCUGAAGUACUUGAUACAACUCCUGCUGGAGUUUCAGUAAAGUGUUUAUUGCAUUAUUUCCAAAUACAUGACAGCAAUAUAUUCCGCCAAUACGAUUAUGGUUUACUAGAAAAUUUAAGAAGAUACAAUAGCAGAAAUCCCCCAAUUUAUUCACUAAACGUGAUUAAUAUUCCUGUGGGUUUGUAUUACCCUGAAAAUGGUAAAUUGAUUCAUACAAAAGAUGUUGUUAGAAUUGAGGACCAACUUCCAAAUGUGAUACGAGUGUAUGAAAUUAAAAAUAACGCUACAUAUUUAUCACCGAUAUAUUCUAAAAGAGCCAAAGAAGAUCUUUAUGAUUUGAUUCUGAAAGAUGUUGCUUCAAUUAAAUAAAAAAAGCAAUAUAAUUUUGAAGUAAUAUUUAUUUUGGCGCGUUAUA